ACGCAACCACCUCUCCAGCCCAAUAAAGUUCCGUUGUCGGCUGUCCCCAACUCCUGAAGUAUUUAAAUAUUGAAGAAGCUAUCUCCUGCAUUUGAUUGAGUUCAUUUAGAGUUCCACAGAUCCAUGAGACUGUAACAAUGGAUCGGGCUCUGAAAGCUGCGAGAGCCUCUGGUUCUCUCAUCCUCUCCAAUCGCUCUCUCAGGCAAGUUCCCGUCCCUCCCAAGCUUUUAAACCCCUUCGUACUGCUUCAUUCCGAUGACUAUAAUUCGCAUUUGCGAUUCGAGGGAUGUCCCCAACGAGGUGUACAAAAUUUCCGAUGCUCUCGGCGAGGGCGAGAAAUGGUGGGAGGCGGUUGAGCUCCAAAAGCUGAUCUUGGCUCACAAUGAGAUUGAGUUGUUGAAAGAGGACUUAAGAAAUUUGACCCAAUUGACUGUGCUUAAUCUUAGCAACAACAAGCUUCAAGACCUUCCCUCUGCCGUAGGAGAGUGAGCUCUCUGUACCUUGCUUCCUAUCUCACCAUCUCACGGUAUUUCGGUAAUACCGGUUUGUAACCGUUUACCGGUAAUUCGGUAAUCGAUAAACCGGUUACAAACCGGUAUCGGUAAUCGAUUCCAAUUUAGCCACUGUCGGUAUACCAAAACCGGUAAAUUCGGUAAACAGUUUACCGUUUACUGACUGAAUACCACCCCUACCCAUAAUCAUGAAGAAUCGCAUCCAAACAAUCUCAAUCCACAAAAUCGUAUUCAAAGGAGCAAAGGAGCAUUCAAAUCAAAAUUGUCCCCAUCAUAUUCAAAAUUAGAUUUAUCAGGGGAUUUAAAAUGUAACACAUGUAUUUAUAAUUAAAAAAUAAGGUUGCAUUGCAUACACACAUUAUUUUAUAGAUACGUUAAUCCCAAAAAUUGAAUUUAUUGCCCUACAAAGAGCUACCGUUGAUGAUGAAUCAUAAGCUAACAUUAGAGAAAUUCAUGUCUAAAGAGUCAACAGAGAAAACCAAAACACACAGUAAUUCGUUGUGAACAUUUAAUUCACAAAGGGCCCGUUAAGCCAAAGGAAUACCAAAAAACAUAGUUACUAAAUUAUAUGAUCUCAUGAAUGAUGAUUAGAGAUUAUGGUGAAGUGAUUGAACCUGACAAAUAUUGAUAAUUUUCAUAGGCUAUUUGGAAGUGAGAAGGUUUGAAGAAUCUGAAUCUAGUUAUUGGAAUCAAUGCAGUCAAAAUCGCGUUUUAAAACUUAAAAACUUACGAUUUUACGCUCUUAGGUCACCAAAACGCUUUCGUUUCCAUAUAAAAACUUAAGUGUAUAAAAUCGGACUAAAUUGCGCUUUAAAGCUUACGCUUUUGCGCUUCUAGUUCACCUAAACGCUUUACGUUUUUACGCUUUUAGUUCACUAAAUGAGUAUUCUUUUCAUGAAAUUAAUUAUACAAAGUGUAUUUAAAAGUAAAUCACCAACAAUAUGAUGCAUUUGAGAUUAAAAGAUACAUACCAGGUACUUGGAUGCAUUCUCAACUUCAAUAGAGUAAUCUAAUUCACCAGCUAGGCUCUUCCCGAAUUCAUUAACAUAGAGGAAAUGGUGGCUAAUUGUUAAAAUUUAUGUUUAUGAACUUAUUAUUAAGAUUCUAUAAGUUUCUCUACUUUAGGCAUGAGUUGCAUGUAUUUAUUAACUUAUUUAAAUUCUGUGCAUUCAUAUUUUACAUAGUAUAUGUCCUACUUAAUAGAUUUUUAGUUAUUUUUCAGUAUGCGUAAAAAACUUACGCUUUUACGUUUUGAUUUUAUGCUUUACGAUUUUAGCCCUUUUCCGCUCUUAGGUAGAUUCGCGCUUUUGACUGCAUUGAUUGGAAUGUUAGUUGCAUCUCUCAAGGGCUCGACCCUUGGAUUUGGGUUGAACAUAAUUUGUAGGGUGGAAAUAGCGACUCUCUUGUGUACUGCAACAUCAUGAACUUCAAUAUUGGAUAGGGUGUAUAUCCUCCGCUCUUGAUGUAUCAAUUGGCAUAUGUAAGAGGAACAUAAUGAUCCAAUUAACUGUUCCGGGGCCAAUCAAUUGGACGUGAACAUUUAUUGAGCAAUAUGAUCAAAGUUUCACCAACUAAAAGAGGGCCAAGAGAGGUAAUUGCCCCCUCGUUGCUGCACUUGCUGCUUUCAACUCUUCUACGUUGGUGGGGAAUUGAAGCUAGAAAGGGGACAAUUCACAGCCAAAGAUUAAUUAAGCAAAGGCCGAAGAUAUCCUAAUGGCCGACAAACCUAGCCGUCGGCAACUCUGGACAAACAAUUUGAAGCCUGACAUGUUGUAGUGCUGAAGAUUGAAAGCCUGGGGAGUCAACAACGGGAGCUGUCGAGUUUGGGUAUUCUAAUUUCUAACCUGUCGAAUUAUGCCGCCGGCAACCUGAUAGGGCAAAAGCGUAUGCCUUAAUCCUAUCUCGUAGUAAACCGGAAAGUCCGGG
Messenger RNA from Linum trigynum, 2438 nucleotides. The record is from the annotation of a GenBank genome assembly. NCBI's taxonomy places the organism in Eukaryota, Viridiplantae, Streptophyta, Magnoliopsida, Malpighiales, Linaceae.